AUGGCCUCUCGGCGGAUCACACGGGAGUCGUUUGAUGCUGUAGUGCAGGACAAAGUUAAAAGGUAUCGCAUGGAGCGGAGCGAUGCUAUAGAGGACACAAUCCAUCAUUUUAAAGCUCAUUCAAGGCCAGUCCCAAGACCAAGAUACGAAGACAGUUUUCAUGAUGAUGGAAGAUACGCUCAUGACAACGCCCAGCACCAUCCACAUGAUGAUUGGAGUGAAGACCCUAGAGAUGACUACCCAGGACCUUCUUAUAGACCUACUAGUCCCCUCAUGAGGAAAGAUAACUAUUACCACGAACAGUAUGGCCGCCCAGCAUCUCGUGACCGGGAAUUUGGCCGCCCGGCAACUCAUGACCGAGAGUAUGGGCGUCCAGCUUCGCACGAUCGGGAGUAUGGGCGUCCAGCUUCGCAUGACCGGGAGUAUGGACGCCCAGGAUCUCAUGAUCGGGAAUAUGGACACCCGGCUUCCCAUGACCGGGAAUAUGGACGCCCAACUUCCCAUGACCGGGAGUAUGGGGGUCUGGCUCCUCAUGACCAGGACUAUGGCCCUCCUGACUCUUGGGAAUCCACCGCACCACAUGAAACUGACUUUAGUUCUUCAGAUAUUUUAGGUGAUUUUAGAUCACCAGGACUAAUGGAAGAUGAAUAUGGCAACAUGGAGAAUCAGGAGUAUGACGUAGACUUUGGAAUUCAAUCUGACAGUGAGUUCCGACCCCCAAUACGGAGGGGCAACAUUGGCAGGGGAAGAGCUCUGCGAGGAAAGCGUAUUGCACGGGGUGCUGUUAAAACUAAAGUAUUCAAAGGAGAUAUCAAAACUCCCCUAAAGAAAUGGAACACUAAGAAACUGCCACCAGGCCCUGAUCAGAAGCCAGCUAUGCAACCUGAUCAAAUGCCAGAAACUGCUGAACGACCGAACCAGAGGCCGGUGGCCAUCCAACGCCCUAAUCAAAAAUUGCCUCCACGACCUAAUCAGAGGCCAGCUAUAGCAACCCAGAGACCUAUUCUCAGGCUCCCAAAACCUGCGCAUGUUUUCAGAAAUCUCAAUUUUGACCUUGUGGACAAAUCGGACAUUUUUUCAACGUUUGGAAUAGAAAUUAUAAAAUGGGCUGGGUUUCAUGCAAUAAAAAAUGAUGCAGAAUUUUCCCGUCUCUUUGGAGCUCUCUUUGAGCUAGAGACAGAAACCUGUGCAAAAAUGCUUGCUUCUUUCAAAUGCUCCCUAAAGCCAGAACACAGAGAUUAUUGUUUCUUUACUAUCAAGAGUUUACAACAUGCUGCUCUGAAAACUCCCAAAGUGGACAAUGAGUUUUUAAAUAUGCUGUUGGACAAGGGUGCUGUGAAAACAAAGAACUGCUUCUUUGAAAUAAUAAAACCUUUUGAUAAAUACAUAAUGAGGCUACAAGACCGCCUCCUAAAAGGUGUUACGCCGCUGCUUAUGGCCUGCAAUGCUUACGAGUUAAGCAUUAAGACAAGUGGUUUUGGUAAUCCAAGAGAAAUGGCAAGUGCUUUCGAGACCACUGUUUCUCUUUGUCGUAAGUCUUUAGCCCUUCUGGGUCAGACCUUUGCGCUAGCAUCUGUUUUUAGGCAAGAGAAAAUACUUGAAGCUGUAGGGCUCCAGGAAAUGGCGCCAGCACCAACGCUAUUCCCAAACUUUGAUGAUUCAACAUUGUUUGGAAGAGAGUACAUUGAAAACUUGAAGGCUUGGUUGGAGAAGAGUGGGUAUCCAAUUCAGAUGAAGAAAACUGAACCGGAGUCCACAGUACAGCUUAAUAAACCCUCUCCUGACACAAAAGUUAAAAGUGAGUGAACUGUUGUGAGAUACUCUGCCAUAGCCCCGCAGCGAGCUGAUCGGAAGGUUGUAGAGACAAUUGAACAGCUAGUGAAUAGCAUUGUUUCAGGAACCUUGUCUGCCAAAGAGAGAAAUGCUCAAAAGAACUGUCCUGAAUAUUGGUUCUUGUCUGAUGAAGAUAGUCUAGAAUACAAGUAUUACAGACUGAAGUUAUCAGAGAUGCAGAGGCGGACAUCAGCUGGGAAGGAAGCGGGUGGCGAGGGCAGAACACUAGAAGAAUCUGCAACAGAAUCAGUCAGGGCCAUGUUGUAUGCCAGGAAAGUCGCAAGUAUUAAGAGAAGGCUAUUUAAAAGAAAAAGGCUUGGAAUUAUCACACAACAUGGUAUUCGAGGAAGGAAGGUGAAGAGAGCAACCAUAGGGACACAGACGGUGCUUUCAGCUGGCACAGUGCUGAAGCACCAAGACAAACAACUUCAAGGUUCAGUCCAGUCAAAGCCUUCUGUAUCAGAAACCAGCCUGUCUGAGAAGAAUUCUUCCCUCGAUACCACCUCAUCCUCACAGUGUGCCACCGGUUCAGAGGUCUCUCUGCCAGCAGAAGAAAGGGCAGAUUCUGAGGAUUUAUUAGCACCGCCUGAACUUUUCCCACCAUUGUCCUCUCAAUUUCCUGAUGUGGAUGCUAAAACAAUGGAGACAGCUGAGAAGCUUGCCAAAUUUGUUGCUCAGGUAGGACCAGAAAUUGAGCAGUUCAGCAUAGACAACAGUGCAGACAACCCAGACCUUUGGUUUCUACAGGAUCGAAACAGUUCUGCUUUCAAAUUUUACCGAAUGAAAGUCUAUGAGUUAUGUCCAUCUAUUAACUUCAGUGCUGUGUCAGAAGCAACUGAUGCUGGCGAAGGUUCUAAACCUGAAGAGAGAAAUUUGGAUAUUUCAGAAGAGGAGGAGGAGGAAGAAGAAGAAGAGGAAGAAGAUAACGAGGAGGAAGCUGAGUUUGAGGAGGAGGCAUCAGCUCCCGCUCCUGGUACCCUCUUCCCUCGCAAACGAAUCAGCAGCAAGUCUCUGAAAGUCGGUAUGAUUCCUGCGUCUAAAAGGAUUUGCCUCAUAGAAGAACCAAAAGUGCAUGAACCUGUCCGAAUUGCUUACGAUAGGCCUCGUGGUUGCCCAGUUACAAAAAAGAAGAAGAAACCAAAAGAUUUAGAAUUUUCGCACAAGAAACUGACAAACAGGAAUGUGGGUUUCCAGAUGCUUCAGAAGAUGGGCUGGCAAGAAGGACAUGGCCUCGGUACACGAGGAAAAGGAAUCAGAGAGCCUGUAAAAGUGGGUGCUACCUCUGCAGGGGAGGGCUUGGGUGUUGCAGGGGAAGAAAAUAAAGAAGAUGCAUUUGAUGUUUUCCGUCAAAGAAUGAUACAAAUGUACAGGCAGAAAAGAGCAAGUAAAUAG
Messenger RNA from Charadrius vociferus (killdeer), 3225 nucleotides. It is a transcript of the gene SUGP2, whose product is annotated as SURP and G patch domain containing 2. Lineage: Eukaryota; Metazoa; Chordata; Aves; Charadriiformes; Charadriidae. Gene Ontology annotation, cellular component: nucleoplasm. The record is from RefSeq and is a predicted model, not a curated record. The transcript has 10 exons. Gene Ontology annotation, biological process: RNA processing. Gene Ontology annotation, molecular function: RNA binding.